AUACCAAAUAGCAAUAUAACCAAUCUGUAUAUAUUAUAUGUAUGAACCAAAGUAUAACGAGAGAGAGAAAAAAAUUCAUAACAUCGAACAAAGUGUAAAUUUGUUUUUGUUUUUUCAUCAUCAUCAUUUCAAUGUUUAAGUUUACCACACAUUGACAAGUUUUGAGUGAUGAAUUUUAAGUGAUUCUACAAUAUAUACCAUCAUUCUGGACUGAUUGAUUGAGCCCGAUUUUGAUUUCAAUUGAUUUUCGGGCUGUUUUAAAUUUUUUCAUUCGAUUGUAUUAUCAACAUUUUAUUUCCGCAAUUGUUGAGAGCUUGUCCAGUGCACCAUAAUCAUCGUCAGUUAUCCUGGUAAACCGAAUCUAGAUCAUCAUUAUUUAAAUCGUUUUUUUGUUAUUCACAUUUGGCGGUCAUUGAUAUGGAACGAUUAGUAAGAGGUUCUGAUUUGAAAAAAGAAAAUGAAAUCCUCAUGAAAGCAUCGGUUUUAGAUGACGAUGAAAUUGAAGAAGAUGAUGAAGUGGCUGCUGCAACUGCAUCAAAAAUACCAAGAGAUAUAUCUAAUCAUAGUGAAUUAAGUGUUAAAGAAAUUUCGGCACCAUACACUGUGCCACAUUAUCCAAUCGAAUUGGAAGAACAGAAAAAAAUUGCCGCCCAACAAUUGGCACAACAAAUUGCAUUAAAAGAAUUGGAAGAACGUGCAAUACAUGAUGAAGAAAGUAUAUCGAAUGCUGGUAUACAACGUAUUCAACAUGCAGAAUCGAUUGAUCCAACUGCGUGUUUAGCUGGUCAAACGACAUCGUCUAUUCUAAAUCAAUUGGAUUUUCAACGUGUUUAUAUUUCUGGUGAAUAUUCAUUCGGUGCUGAAGAUCCAAAAAUAUAUCAAUCAUUACGAAGAGCAAUGCGUUUAAGAGAAAUCUACAUGCAAGAGGCAUUUCAAACAUUUCCAGAGAUGGCUAAACGUAUUUUACAUCGAACACAUAAAUCAAGUUAUCAACCGGAAACCGUUAAUUAUGAUGAACCGCCUGUCAUUGCCGAUCCUUGGAACAUUAAGAUUCCCGAAGAUUUAAAUUGUAUACUAAAAAUAGAAGAUGGUGUCAUUCAUGUCUAUAAGACUAAAGAAGAUUUUGAAGGAAAAAAGCGAGCUUAUAAUUUACGGCCAUUCAAUAAUUUUAUUGAAGAUAUGAAAUUCAUGUGCAAUAUUAUUACCGAUGGCCCAUUGAAAUCACAUUGUUACAAACGAUUAGCCUAUCUUACAUAUAAAUAUCAGCUACAUGUUCUUCUUAAUGAAAUGAAUGAAUUACGAUCACAGAAAGCCGUACCGCAUAGAGAUUUUUAUAAUACACGUAAAGUUGAUACGCACAUUCAUGCCGCUUCUUGUAUGAAUCAAAAACAUUUGUUACGUUUCAUUAAAAAAACGAUCAAAACACGACGAAAUGAUUAUGUUUGCCUUGAGAAUGGUAAACCAUUAACAUUGGAACAAGUGUUUGAUUCAUUGAAUUUAACAAGCUAUGAUCUAAGUGUCGAUAUGUUGGAUGUACACGCCGAUCGUAAUACAUUUCAUCGUUUCGAUAAAUUCAAUGCCAAAUAUAAUCCUAUUGGUGAAUCAAGAUUAAGAGAAAUUUUUCUUAAAACCGACAAUUAUAUCAAAGGUGUUUAUUUUGCCGAAAUUCUUAAAGAAGUAAUGAAUGAUCUAGAAGAAUCCAAAUAUCAACAGGCUGAAUUACGUUUGUCAAUUUAUGGUCGAAAACCAAGCGAAUGGGAUGAUUUAGCCAAAUGGGCACUCACAAACAAUGUUUAUUCCGACACUGUUCGAUGGAUAAUUCAAAUUCCUCGUUUAUAUGAUGUAUAUCGAGCAAACAAGAUUCUUGAAAAUUUCGAACAAAUGUUGGAGAAUAUAUUCAUGCCGCUGUUUGAAGUGACGAACAAUCCAAAUUCUCAUCCAGAAUUGCAUGUCUUUUUACAUUAUGUAACUGGAUUCGAUUCGGUCGAUGAUGAAUCAAAACACGAGAAUCCAAUGUUUGAUAAAGAAAUUACGUUACCAAACAAAUGGUCCGAUGAAGAGAAUCCACCAUACAAUUACUAUCUAUAUUACAUGUAUGCCAAUAUGGUCAUUUUGAAUCAUUUCCGCAAAGAACGUGGAUUCAAUACAUUAGUUUUGCGGCCACAUUGUGGCGAAGCUGGCAAUAUUCAACAUUUGAUCGGUGGAUUUUUGUUGGCCGAAAAUAUUAGCCAUGGUCUUUUGCUUCGAAAAGUACCCGUUUUACAAUACCUGUACUAUUUGACUCAAAUUGGAAUCGCCAUGUCACCAUUGUCUAACAAUUCAUUGUUUUUGAAUUAUCAUCGAAAUCCAUUGCCGGAAUUCGCUUCUCGUGGCCUUUGUGUAUCGCUUUCGACUGAUGAUCCGUUGCAAUUUCAUUUUACAAAGGAACCUUUAAUGGAAGAAUAUUCGAUUGCCACACAAGUGUGGAAAUUAAGUAGCUGUGAUAUGAGCGAAUUGGCACGUAAUUCGGUAUUAAUGUCUGGUUUUCCUGCUGAGUUCAAACAACAUUGGAUCGGAGCUAAUUAUCAUCGUGAAGGUGUGGAAGGAAACGAUAUACAACGGACCAAUUUGCCUGGAAUUCGUGUUUCAUAUCGAUAUGAAACUUUAUUGGACGAAUUGGAUCAUUUACGAUCGGAUGAUAAAAAUUGGGAACGACAAAAAAGAACAUCGGUUACGGACAAAACGCACUCGAAAUCAUCGUUGCCGCACAAACGAUUAAUUUGAAUAAUAAGGACGAAAAUAUUUUAUUUUUUAGUUUUCAAAAUAUUAAAUUACCACAAAUCAUA
This is a messenger RNA of Dermatophagoides farinae (American house dust mite), 2825 nucleotides long. It is a transcript of the gene AMPdeam, whose product is annotated as AMP deaminase. Gene Ontology annotation, biological process: IMP salvage; AMP metabolic process. Lineage: Eukaryota; Metazoa; Arthropoda; Arachnida; Sarcoptiformes; Pyroglyphidae. The record is from RefSeq and is a predicted model, not a curated record. Gene Ontology annotation, molecular function: AMP deaminase activity. Gene Ontology annotation, cellular component: cytosol.